Molecule: messenger RNA, 3239 nt
Organism: Pantherophis guttatus
Lineage: Eukaryota; Metazoa; Chordata; Lepidosauria; Squamata; Colubridae
Source: RefSeq, a predicted model, not a curated record
AUUUCUAAAUAGCGAGGUAGCCCUUUGGGUAUUGCUCCAAGGGCUCCAAUUACAAUCGGGACAACACACGAUUUCUUUUUCCACAGUCGCUCAACUUCAAUUUGCAAGUCCCGGUACUUUGUGAUUUUUUUUCUUGCUGCUUAUCUUCAAUCCGUGCAUCACCAGGUGUGUCAUCAGUCACGUUCGCCAACGAAGCAAUUUCGUGGGUUGUAGAGAUCGCACCCCUCCGGCCACUGUGGGUUACCCCGGAAGACAGCCUUGACAGAGAUAUGUCUGGAAUGUGCUUUUGUUUUUGGCUGCUGUGCUGUUUUGCCGUGGCUUCAAGUUCGUUUCCCCUUGCCUAUGGCAACUCGAAAGCAGGCCAGGGAUGACUUGCGAGUUGAUAUUUACAUCCGAACAAGACUGUGUUGUUUCUCUGUGUCAUAUGCAGUGGUCCAGAAGAAACUCCUAUCGAAGUUGGCCUGGCUACAGCUGACAGUUCUGGAGGCACCGACAAUCUUAAGUCGUGGGGGGCGAUUGGUCAGUGCAGAAAAACAUCGGUAGUCCUCAAACUUACAACUUUUCAUUCAGUGACCAUUGGAAGCUACAAGGGCACUGGAAAAGAUGCUGCCCGUCUCACCCGUUGCUGCUGCGUUUAGUGACCAGAUGAUGAGAAGUGAAUUGGACAGGACCCAAAACUCCAAGUUUGUUUUGGAAGGAAGGCUCAUGUCUGGUCUUGUUUUCAUGGAAUCCCAGGGGCUGGAAAGGGCCUUGGAAGUCUUCUAAUCCAGCCCCCUGCUCAAAGCAGGAGAUCUUACAUACCAUCCCAGCAGUCUUUUCUUGAGGACUUCGAGCGAUGGAGCACCCAUAACUCACGGAGGGCCGCUCCGCCAGAAGCGGUGAAUUUCAGCGUGAAACAUUCGCAAGAUGUCAGUGUCGAAGUCAUAAGCCACGAUCAGUCGGAUUUGGCACCCGCCAACGGAGCUAAGCAAUGGCCGCUGGAUCCCGGCACGUUCCUGCAGAUCCAGAUGACCCAGGCUAGCGUGGAGACCAACGAUAGCAAAGUAACCGUAGGAUAUUACGAGGAGAACGGAGAGCACCCUAUAAAUCAGGCUGGCGUUUUUCUGACUGGCAUUGGAAUCUCCUUGGACGUUGACACGGACCGCGAUGGUGUGGUGGAGAAGAAUAACCCAAAGAAGGCCACGUGGACCUGGGGCCCCGACGGCCAAGGGGCCAUCCUGUUGGUCAACUGUGACAAAGAAAAUCCAUUCAGCACCACGGAGGACUGUCAGGAUGAGAAAAUAUUUUCCAAGGAAGAUCUGGAGGACAUGUCCCGGAUGAUCUUGAGAACGCAAGGCCCAGACCGGCUUCCCGCUGGCUACGAGAUGGUUCUCCACAUUCCGCUUUCGGACACCGACAAGGUCGGCGUUUUUUACCUGCAGAAUCCGUUCUUCGGCCAGCGCUACAUCCACAUUCUGGGCAGGAGGAAACUGAGUCACGUGGUGAAGUACACGGGGGGCUCGGCCGAGCUGGAGUUUUUUGUGGAAGGCCUGCGCUUCCCAGACGAGAGUUUCGACGGGCUUGUCUCCGUCCACGUCAGUCUGCUGGAGCCGAUGGCCGAGGGUAUUCCGCAGGCCCCGAUCUUCACCGACACUGUCCUUUUCCGGGUCGCACCCUGGAUCAUGACCCCAAACACCUUGUCGCCAAUCAGCGUCUUUGUGUGCAGUGUCAAGGACAACUAUCUCUUCCUGAAGGAGAUUAACAGCUUGGUGAGCAAAGCCGGAUGCAACAUCAGGGUUUGCUCUCGGUAUAUGAACCGCAGCGACCGAUGGAUGCAGGACGAGAUUGAAUUUGGCUACAUUCAGGCACCCCACAAGCAGUUCCCGGUGGUUUUAGACUCUCCGCGGGAUGGAGGCCUCAAAUAUUUUGCCGUCAAAGAGAUUUUGGGCCCGGAUUUCGGCUACGUGACACGGGAACCUCUCUUUGAAAUCGUCAACAGCUUAGACUCCUUUGGGAACCUGGAGGUCAGCCCCCCGGUCUCAGUCCACGGGAAGGAGUAUCCUCUGGGCAGGAUUCUGAUUGGAAGCAGCUUCCCCACCUCUGGGGGACGCCGAAUGACCAAGGUGGUGCGCGACUUCCUCCAGGCUCAGCGGGUCCAGUCCCCGGUGGAGCUGUAUUCAGACUGGCUGACCGUCGGCCACGUGGACGAGUUUGUGACCUUCGUUCCCAUCCCUGGCAAGAAGCAAUUCCGGAUGCUCAUGGCCAGCCCCUCCGCCUGCUACAAGCUUUUCAGGGAGAAGCAGAAAGAAGGCCACGGGGAAGCCACCAUGUUUAAAGGAUACUCCGGCACAGACACAAAACGUGUCACCAUCAACAAGGUCCUUUCUAAUGACAUUAUGGUACAGGAGAACCAAUACGUACAGAGGUGCAUCGACUGGAACCGCGACAUCCUCAAGAAGGAACUAGGCGUGAGAGAGAAGGACAUUAUCGACCUGCCUGCCCUCUUCAAGAUAGACAAAGGAGGAAAAGCCAUCGCCUACUUUCCCAACAUGGUGAACAUGAUCGUGCUCUCCAGGGACCUGGGCAUCCCCAAACCGUUUGGGCCCAUCAUCGAGGGCGAGUGUUGCUUGGAGCAGAACGCCUCCUCCUUGCUGGAGCCCCUGGGGCUGGCCUGCAGCUUCAUCGACGACAUCUCCUCCUACCACAAGCGCCUGGGAGAGGUGCACUGCGGCACCAACGUCCAGCGGAAUCCAUUCGCCUUCAAGUGGUGGAACAUGGUCCCCUGAAUGGGGGGAGGGGGAAGGGGGGGCGCAGCUGCCGCUCACCGGGAAGUCGAGAGGGGAAGCCGGUUUCAGACACACGCUUUUGACCCCCGCUCUGUGCGCCUGGCUGACUUGCGAGAGCGGGAAUCCGGGCGCCUUUGCACACCCGCGAGUCAGAGGGUGCUGCGGGGGAAAACUGUUUGUCUGAACGCUGCAGAGAAGCAUGUUGUUGUGUCGAUUGGACCCUAAGUGUCUAAGCUCUUAUAUAAGGAGCGUUGCAGGGCCCAGUCGAGUGUCCUGACAACUGUGUGUGUGUGUGGUGUGGUGUUUCUUUGCCCUCCCUAAAUUAACCUUCAGAACCCCCCCUUUUCUUUCUUCCUUUCCCCUUCCCCUAAUGUAGCCAAGACAAAGCCCCUUCCGCAGGGGAGGUUUGCGUGUUACAGCUCUUGGCCUUUGUUGAGAGGGGGGCCACUUUGAAAUAAAAAUGAGACAACGGUU